CUUUCCAGGCUUUGGCCUUAAUAAUAUCUUUAGUUAAUAUUUUACAUUAUUAAUUUGAAUGCUCAAUAUGUUAGUCAAUAAUGUAUAUUAAUAUUAUGAAAUUUAAUGAUUUUAUAUACAAAUAAAAUGACGAAUAUCUAAAUUAGUUUAAAUUAUUAAUCUUGUUCCAACAUGACUGCAAAAGAAACCAAAAAUUAUAAUGAUAGAUCCAUCAAAAGCGUACCAUUCCCUCCCACCCGCCGACUCAAGGGCAGCGAAGUAUUUGAUUCCAAAGGCAAACCGCGAAUCGAUGUCCUUAAAGCGCAUUUCGUUCAGGAAGGUAGGAUAGAAGAAAGUGUGGCUGUCAAAAUUAUUAAUGACGGAACGGUACUGCUAAGACAAGAAAAAACAAUGAUCGACUUAGAUGCCCCCGUUACUGUAUGUGGCGACAUUCAUGGCCAAUUUUUCGACCUGAUGAAGCUUUUCGAAGUCGGAGGUUCCCCGGCUUCUACCCGCUAUUUAUUCCUGGGCGAUUAUGUCGAUAGAGGUUACUUUAGUAUCGAGUGCGUCGUAUAUCUGUGGGCCUUAAAAAUAUUAUACCCGACAACGUUUUAUUUAUUACGCGGAAACCAUGAAUGCCGUCAUCUCACCGAAUAUUUCACAUUUAAAACCGAAUGCAAAAUCAAAUAUUCUGAACACAUAUACGACACAUGUAUGGAAGCCUUUGACGCUUUACCACUCGCCGCCCUAAUGAACCAACAAUUUUUAUGUGUUCACGGUGGUUUAUCUCCCGAAAUUCACACGUUAGAUGAAAUCAGAAAAUUGGACCGAUUUAAGGAACCUCCCGCGUUCGGCCCUAUGUGCGAUAUACUAUGGUCUGACCCUUUAGAAGAUUUCGGGAAUGAACGCACUUCCGAACAUUUUUCUCACAAUAGUGUCAGGGGCUGUUCUUAUUUUUACAGUUAUCCUGCCUGUUGUGAAUUUUUGACGCACAAUAACCUUCUUUCCAUUAUCAGAGCCCACGAAGCGCAAGAUGCUGGUUACAAGAUGUAUAAAAAGAGCCAAACUACUGGAUUCCCCUCUUUGAUAACCAUAUUUUCUGCGCCAAAUUAUUUAGACGUUUACAAUAACAAAGCCGCCAUAUUGAAAUAUGAAAAUAACGUUAUGAAUAUAAGGCAAUUCAAUUGCUCUCCCCACCCUUACUGGUUACCUAAUUUUAUGGACGUUUUCACUUGGUCCUUGCCUUUCGUAGGUGAAAAAGUUACCGAAAUGUUGGUUAACAUAUUGAACAUAUGUUCGGACGACGAAUUAUUUGUCGAAGGAGAUGAAAAUGAAGUUACAGCACGUAAAGAAGUGAUCAAAAAUAAAAUUAGAGCCAUCGGAAAAAUGGCCAGGGUCUUCACUGUUUUGAGAGAAGAGAAUGAAUGCGUUCUGAAGCUCAAGGGACUCACUCCCACUGGUACCAUACCUCAAGGAUUACUAUCGCAGGGCCGAUAUUCUUUGCACGAAGCUCUGAAAAACUUACAAAUUAGCACUACUGGCCAGAUAAAUGGUUUUGCCGAGGCCAAAACCUUGGACAGCGUUAACGAACGUAUGCCACCACGGAAGGAUACCAUACCAUCCCCAAAAUUGACGCCUUCCACUUCAGGAACCGCCAAGUCAAAAUCACCCCCAGAUGGUAAAAUAGCGUCACCAAUUUCUAAUCACGUGGUCACUAGUCCCACACCUAGCCCUAAAGAUAGAAAUAGUUCGAAUGUCAAAGGCACUAAGAAAUGAGAAUAAAUACUUCUGGUCUAUAAUCUCAAACUUUAUUUUAAAAGAGUUAUACUAGGAAAACAAAUUUUAAAAACCGGAUGUAAUGUUAAAAUAAGAUAAAACCUGAUUUGAAUAUCUGUAAUAAAAAGUAAUAGUUUUAGAGUUCGUUUUUAUCUUUAUAUUAUAAUAUGAACUCAUACUUACCUACUACCCAUUAAAAUUCAGUCAGACAUCUGUUUACCAUUUUUUUUAAAGCUUCUUUCGUUCUGCUUUAUUUAGGCAUAUUAUUUUUCCUUUCUUUUUUUCCAUAACUUUCACUUUAAAUUUCAUUUCUUAAUCUUGAGACCAUUGAUAUUCUUCGUUUUUAAAAAAAAUAUGAAUCCUGAUUUUGAACUGGUUAAUUAAUGAAAUUAUAUAUACGCUUUAUAUUAUGUAUAAUAACGAUUUACAUGUGAUAAAACAAAAUUUAUAUAUUUUUUUAAAAUUUUUCACGAUAUUUAAUUUGGAAAAUGUAUAUCUUUUUAUUAUUUUCGUAAAAUUGAAUCCUUUUUUACCUUUGAGAAAGAGCCAUUUUUUUUACCAGGGAUAUUUAUUUCUAAAAAAUAUAUAUAUAACAUUUUUGAUUGAUUCUUUUAAUCGUUGUAAAUUAUAAAGUUUUAUUUGUAUUAACUUUUUAUAUAUCAUCGGUGUUUAUAAAAAAUUUAUAACCAACAUUUUUUUACAAAAAAAAAAUUUAAAUGUAUUAUUUUCAUAAUUUAUUAUCACCCUUUUGUCCCCAUCCCUUCGACACGACUUUUUUGUUUUUGACUACCUUUAUUUAUUAGUGCAAUUUAUUUAUUUAUUUUUCUAUUAGUAAAAACCAAAAAAAUAGGAAUAUUCUGGUUAAUAUAUAAUGUAUUAUUUAUUUGGCGAUGUUUGUUUAUAUUACGAGUACCAUUUGUUUUGGGCAUAAAAUAAAUUAUUAGGUAAGCAAGCGCGUGAUACGCUUUUUUUUUAAAUUCAAAAUGUCGCAUUUACACAAUUUUGAACAAACACGCACUUCUCAUAAUAUAAGUUCUAUUUAUUAUUUAUAAAUAUAUAUAUAUAUAAACUCCAUUCUAGCUGUCUUUUCUUCAUCUCUAUGCAAUUCAAAUUGUCAGUUAAUUUUCAAUUUAAAUAUUUUGGAAAAAAAAUAUUUGGAUUCAACACUCAACGUAAUUCACUCUUUAGCUAGCACACAACAUUCUUACUCUUUCGUAAUUACAGUUUAUUUACAACAGAUAAUGCAAUUAUUAAUAAAUACCUAACAUUUUUUUUCUUCCCUUUAAAUCUAAUACCUACAAAUCCAUCCUAUGUUUUUUUUAGUUUUAUUGGAUUUUUUUAUUAUUAUUUUUAAAUUGAACUAUUUGUACAAAAAUUUAUCCAUAAUUUAAUCUUGUGAAAAAAGACGCAGGACUCAAAAAUACGAAACCUUUAUACACUUACCCUCUUAAAUCUAUAAAUAUUUUUUUUUCAUAUAAUUAUUUACCUAUAAAUAAAAUAUUAAUUAAAGUAUUUUUGAAGUU
Messenger RNA from Gordionus sp. m RMFG-2023, 3278 nucleotides. Its product is annotated as protein phosphatase 3 catalytic subunit alpha-like. Lineage: Eukaryota; Metazoa; Nematomorpha; Gordioida; Chordodea; Parachordodidae. Gene Ontology annotation, biological process: calcineurin-mediated signaling. Gene Ontology annotation, molecular function: calmodulin-dependent protein phosphatase activity; calmodulin binding. The coding region runs from base 172 to 1755 and encodes 527 amino acids. Gene Ontology annotation, cellular component: calcineurin complex; cytoplasm. The transcript has 13 exons. The record is from RefSeq and is a predicted model, not a curated record.